Molecule: messenger RNA, 1282 nt
Organism: Aspergillus sclerotioniger CBS 115572
Lineage: Eukaryota; Fungi; Ascomycota; Eurotiomycetes; Eurotiales; Aspergillaceae
Gene: sec13
Product: GTPase-activating protein SEC13
Exons: 6
Coding region: 173-1102 (309 amino acids)
Biological process (GO): positive regulation of TOR signaling; protein import into nucleus; COPII-coated vesicle budding
Cellular component (GO): nuclear pore outer ring; COPII vesicle coat
Molecular function (GO): structural molecule activity; protein binding
Source: RefSeq, a predicted model, not a curated record
GUUUUGCUGCCGCUGUCGCUGCUGCUUCUCCUGUUGCGUGUUGAUUUGGCCCACCAUCGCCGCCUACUCCCCCAGAAACGACCCCUAAUACUGCACGACAGGGCCACCCACGUGCUUUCGUUCUUGUUUUUCUUCGGUGUCAAUCUUUGUUACGAGCAGAAAGUUGAUCAAAAUGGCGGCUGCUCAAGUAAUAUCCAAUUCUGGACACGAUGAGAUGAUUCACGAUGCCGGGCUGGACUACUAUGGCCGCAGAUUGGCAACAUGUUCGUCGGACAAAACGAUAAAGAUCUUUGAAAUCGAAGGAGAGACACAUCGGUUGAUUGAAACCUUGAAAGGGCAUGAAGGAGCUGUGUGGUGCGUGGCAUGGGCGCAUCCUAAGUUCGGAACUAUUCUCGCCUCCUCCUCGUACGAUGGAAAGGUACUCAUCUGGCGCGAACAACACCAGAACACUACAUCACCCGUCGGUGGCGGCGCUUGGACAAAGGUAUUCGACUUCUCUCUCCACACUGCCUCAGUGAACAUGGUUUCUUGGGCUCCACAUGAGAGUGGCUGUCUCCUGGCCUGCGCCUCUUCAGACGGGCAUGUCAGCGUUCUCGAGUUCCGAGACAACAGCUGGACUCACCAGAUCUUCCACGCCCACGGCAUGGGUGUGAACUCUAUCAGCUGGGCACCUGCUGCCACCCCUGGUAGCUUGAUCAGCUCCAAUCCCGGACCGGGUCAACAGCGGAGAUUCGUCACCGGCGGAAGUGACAAUAUGCUGAAGAUCUGGGACUACAGCCCGGAAACUAAGGCCUACAACCUCACGCAGACUUUGGAAGGCCACUCCGACUGGGUCCGAGACGUCGCUUGGUCUCCUAGCAUUCUUUCUAAGUCCUACAUCGCCUCUGCCUCCCAAGAUAAGACUGUUCGGAUCUGGACCUCCGAUGCGUCAAACCCUGGUCAGUGGACUAGCCAGCAACUCGAGUUCGAUACUGUUCUCUGGCGGGUCAGCUGGAGCCCUAGCGGGAACAUUCUUGCCGUGAGCGGCGGCGAUAACAAGGUUAGCCUGUGGAAAGAAAACCUCAAGGGGCAAUGGGAGAAGGUAAAGGAUAUUGAGGAGUAGGCUUGAAUAUUGCAUUUCUUUCUAUCUUCCGUCAUUCUUACUAUGUGCGAUAAUGGAUGAACUGGGUGUCUGGCAUGCAUGUACUUCAUCCGACCCAGAUAUUGCUUGUCAAAAAUCAAAAGGAGCUCAAAAACAGGUGAAAGGUUAUGGUUUCCAGAAAAUGAAGGGGCCUCUAUCCGC